AAAAGGGAAGUUCCGCGGCGUUUCCUGUCGUUUGAACUGAAGGCAUGGACGACGGGCUGCCCUCCAGAAAAGCAGAGGAGGGUGGCUGUUCUAAAAGGCCACAGAGGCAGCAGGACCGGCAAGGAAAACUUCCAAAGAAACGGAAAGAGGUGAAGAGGUCUCCGCGGAGGCCAGACUGUCCAGAACACCUGUCAGGAGGAAACGUGCAUUGGUUGCCUGAGCAGCAAGGAUCAGAAGCCUCUGAAUCAGCUGAAGACACUUUCGACAGUUGCCCGAAAAGAUGGGAUAGGUGCAGACGAGGACACUUUCUACAUGGACCAUAUCCUGCUACCCACUUUGGACCCAAAGCGUGCAUUCUUCCCAACCCGACCUCAGUCAUGCACAUUCAGGAUCCAGCUAGUCAGCGGCUCACCUGGAGCAAACCACCGCUAAACGUUCUGGUCAUCAGAAAGAUUCGAGAUGAGACUCUUCUGGAGCCGUUCAAAGAGCUUUGCAGGUUCCUCGUGGAGGAGAAACAUCUCAUGGUUUAUGUGGAAAAGAAAGUUGUGGAUGACGGCUCUCUCAUGAGCGAUGAGUCAUUUUCAGCCAUCUGCAAUCAACUGUGCACAUUCAGGGAAGGUUAUGAUGACAUCUCGGACUGCAUCGAUUUGAUUAUCUGUUUGGGUGGAGAUGGCACUCUUCUGUAUGCAUCGUCUCUUUUCCAGGGCAGCGUUCCUCCCGUCAUGGCGUUCCAUCUGGGAUCUUUAGGAUUUCUCACUCCAUUCAAGUUCGAGUCUUUUAAAACUGAGGUGGAUAAAGUGUUUGAAGGUAAUGCUGCCAUCAUCCUGCGCAGUCGUCUAAAGGUUAAAGUGGUGAAAGGCAUGUUCCAGAGAAAUGAGCAGCUCUUCACUACGCAAGAGAAUGGAGUAGUUCCUCACAACCAUAUCAGCAAUGAGGCUGGCAAAAUAACUCUACAGCUACAGGUGCUUAAUGAGGUGGUUGUGGACAGAGGGCCCUCGUCAUAUCUGUCUAAUGUUGACCUUUACCUGGAUGGACGCCUCAUUACUUCUGUACAAGGAGAUGGUGUAAUAGUUUCCACUCCCACGGGCAGCACGGCAUACGCUGCUGCAGCCGGAGCCUCCAUGAUCCAUCCCAACGUCCCUGCCAUCAUGGUCACCCCCAUCUGCCCUCACUCGCUCUCUUUUAGACCCAUCGUGGUGCCUGCUGGCGUGGAGCUCAUGAUUACACUAUCACCUGAUGCUCGCAACACAGCCUGGGUCUCAUUUGAUGGCAGGAAGAGGCAGGAGAUCCAGCAUGGCGAUAGCAUUAAGAUCACAACCUCCUGCUUUCCAGUCCCCUCCAUCUGCUGUCAUGAUCUGGUUUACGACUGGUUUGACAGUCUGGCUCAGUGUUUGCACUGGAACGUCCGCAAGAAGCAAACACGUCUAACAGACGCCAGCGACUCCUCCGAAACUGAAAACUGAAGCAUCACCAUCAAACGCUCGCAGGCUGUUCAAUUCACAUUCCAGGAGUUUCUUUGCCUUAGAAAUAAUGCUUUAGUCAGAGGUUAGCCUGGAUUGCUCAUCAUUUGAUUGCAACAGGACAUUUUGUUUGGUUAAGUGUAUGUGAAAGUGUCAUUGUGUUAGAACAGGCAGAGAUGAUUCUGUUUUAACUAAUACAUCAAAUGAGCAAGGUUUAUUUAACAUCAUAUUGUUUUCUGCACAUUCAGCACUUCUAAAUUGUUGCUUGAGAAACGCAUUAAUGGAUUAGAAAUGAACGGGAAUUAACUUUUCCUAUGAAUGUCAGUUGAAUAAAUUUGACCACAAGCACACAGAAAGCUUUGUGUGUGUGGUCUGUUAUGACAGUAGUUCCUCAUUUCAUGUAAAAAACACGACAUGUUAAGUCAGGCGGGAGUCUGUCAACACCGAGCAGUUGUGGAAGCGCUCUGUAGCCCCCCUGUGGCCAUACCGGAUGUUGCUGCACGUAACGCAUUUUUAAAACCCCUAUUCGUUAACUUUACCAUUUAAGUUGGUUUUUAUCCAAUUGAUUAAUUUUACAGAUGCUCCGUAUUUUGCAUUUCUUAUCAAAUAGUCCAAGUCCUGCAAAGUCAUAUCAGCCACAAUCUAAUAUAGCUGAAUGUAUCUGGUAAGCUGUUUACCUUUUGAUGUAAAUAAGAGAUCCUAUAAAAUGUAUUUGUCUUGUUUGUAUUAUUUCAAUAAAAGUAAUGUUGGAUGUUG
Danio rerio (zebrafish) is the source of this 2216-nucleotide messenger RNA. RefSeq names its product NAD kinase b (gene nadkb). Gene Ontology annotation, biological process: NADP+ biosynthetic process; NAD+ metabolic process. NCBI's taxonomy places the organism in Eukaryota, Metazoa, Chordata, Actinopteri, Cypriniformes, Danionidae. Gene Ontology annotation, molecular function: kinase activity; phosphotransferase activity, alcohol group as acceptor; NAD+ kinase activity. The record is from RefSeq and is marked provisional.